This is a messenger RNA of Exophiala spinifera, 339 nucleotides long. RefSeq lists its product as uncharacterized. The transcript has a single exon. Lineage: Eukaryota; Fungi; Ascomycota; Eurotiomycetes; Chaetothyriales; Herpotrichiellaceae. Bases 1 to 339 code for a protein of 112 amino acids. Gene Ontology annotation, cellular component: membrane. The record is from RefSeq and is a predicted model, not a curated record.
AUGGGUCUGUUACACACUGUCGUGUGCUACAUCAAUCCCUUGGGCUCCAUGCGUCAGUUUUCAGGGCCUCGGGCACCUCCGCCCACGUCGGUGUUGGCUCAUGUGUAUGGCAUGCAGAACCUCUACACUGGGUUCAUUCGGAUUCUAGCCGCCUAUAAUAUCGACAAUGCCCCUCUGUAUCACCUUGCGAUCUUGACCUACGUUGGAACGAUCUUCCUGAACGGCUCCGAAACAUUGAUCUGGAAAACUGCGAGGUUUUAUGAGACAAAAUAUGCUUACCUGCCUGCCUUGAUUGGCCUUGUUUGGCUGGUCGCCCAAAGGGAUUGGUAUCUGCCUUGA